AUGACAUUGAGUAGCAAGUAUCAUCACGGUGUUUCUGUGCUUUGCAGAAUCUCUGCAGAUGGUGUAGAUAUUGUCCUGGAUUGCCUUUGCGGUGAAAAUACUGGUAAAGGCCUCAGUCUACUCAAACCACUUGGGACUUACAUUUUAUAUGGCUCAUCAAACAUGGUUACUGGGGAAACCAAAAGUUUCUUUAGCUUUGCAAAAUCAUGGUGGCAAGUGGAGAAAGUAAACCCUAUCAAACUUUACGAAGAGAACAAAGUCAUGGCUGGAUUUUCUCUGUUGAACCUGCUUUUCAAACAGGGCCGAAGUAGCCUUGUCACUAAAGUAAUGGACAAUCUCAUAAAACUUUACAACGAGAAGAAGAUCAAACCAGUGGUUGAUUCACUGUGGGCGCUGGAAGAGGUAAGGACUUUUAUCUUUUUCCUUCUCUGAUACGUUUGUUUUGGU
Pantherophis guttatus is the source of this 447-nucleotide messenger RNA. Lineage: Eukaryota; Metazoa; Chordata; Lepidosauria; Squamata; Colubridae. The record is from RefSeq and is a predicted model, not a curated record.